Molecule: messenger RNA, 2390 nt
Organism: Helianthus annuus (common sunflower)
Lineage: Eukaryota; Viridiplantae; Streptophyta; Magnoliopsida; Asterales; Asteraceae
Product: polycomb group protein EMBRYONIC FLOWER 2
Exons: 22
Coding region: 235-2223 (662 amino acids)
Cellular component (GO): nucleus
Molecular function (GO): chromatin DNA binding
Source: RefSeq, a predicted model, not a curated record
AAUUGUGGUAUAGAAUGUGUAAAUGUCAGUUAUACACAGCAAUGUAGGCAUUUAUAUAUUAGGCGUUCAGGUUUGACACUUUAAAAAGAGUGAUUUACGAAAUAAUCACAUUAAAACGGAGGAAUGAAGGAGGAUAUUGCAAAACAUGGUUUGCAGGGGCCUAAGGCCUAAGCUGAAUUUCCCCAAGUAGGUGCAGACAACUAUGAAGUUGCAUGCCGGCAUUGUCUAACAAGUAUGCCUGGCAUAUUUAUAGCCGCUCGUGAAACCAAUUAUUCUAUAAGCUCAGACCAAAUGUGCCGCAAUGAUGCUCGUGCUCAUUUGACUCAGGAAGAACAAGCUGCAGCUGAGGAGAGUCUUUCGGUUUACUGCAAACCUGUUGAAUUAUACAACAUUCUCCAACGGCGCGCUGUUAGAAAUCCAUUAUUUCUUCAAAGAUGUUUGCAUUACAAGUUACAAGCGAAGCAGAAAAAAAGGAUACAAAUAUCAGUAUCUGUAUCUGGGGCUACUAGUGAUGGACAUCAAACUCAGACGCUUUUUCCUUUGUACGUGUUAUUGGCAAGACCAGUGUCUACUACAAAUGUGGAGACACAGAGUACAACUGUUUAUCGUUUCAAUCGAGCACGUAAGUUGACGGUUUUUGGUGGGGCUGAGACAUCGAGUACAGCUCGAGCAAAGUUUAUGCUUCCCGAGAUGAAUAAACUAUCCAAAGAGAUCAAAUCUGGCUCUCUAGAUGUAUUGUUGGUUAGCUGUGCUGACUCCACAGAUUCUCCGAAGAUUGACCUAACGGAGGAUCAUAUGUUUUGUAACUCAUUGAAUUGUGAGGGUUACUGCUUGUUUGGGAAGAUUCCAAUGGAUUUACUUCAUUCUUCAUGGGAAAAAUCUCCGACAUUAAGUUUAGGGGGAAGAGCUGAAAUGAUGUCAACUGUUAUUAUGCAGUCCUGCAGUAUGAAGUUGAGUUCUUCAAAUGGGGAAAAGUGUGUAUCUUUUCGGUUUCCAUAUAACUCUGAAGCUGUGAGCAUAUUGCAGCAAGUACCGGUCGUCAUUUCUGCUGAAGAAUUUGGGGCAAAAAAUAUGUUGCCCUAUGAUGUAUAUUCAUACAACGAUGCUCCUAGACCCGGUGUAAUGAGAUUGCGGUCUGGAAAUGUCGUUUUUAAUUACAAGUACUACAACAAUACAUUGCAUAGGACUGAAGUUACAGAGGAUUUUUCUUGUCCGUUCUGUUUGGUGAAAUGCGCUAGUUACAAGGGCCUGAGAUUUCACUUGACUUCAUCACAUGAUCUCUUUCAUUAUGAGUUUUGGGUUACUGAAGACUGUCAGGUCGUGAUUGUAUCUAUCAGAACCGAUGCAAGCAGCUCUGAGAUAAUUCCUGAGAACGUUGAUCCGAAACAACAAAUGUUCUCUUAUUGCCAUAAAUCGAGAAGACGCCGGAAACCAAAAACUCAAACUCAAAACGCAAAUCAUGUGCAUCCACUCGUGCUGGAUUCAACCAUGUCUACAGCUCUCAGUGAGCUUAUAGAUAAUACAGAUGGUGUAGCUGAGUGCAUGGAGCUGGAUGCAUGUAGUCCGGAUGCAAGUGCCACAUGCCCCUCAAAUGCCGAACCCGAGCCUAUACAGUCAUUACCUGAAAGCAGCAACCUUGCACCUCCAGCCAUGCUUCAGUUUGCAAAGACGAGAAAGUUAUCGGUUGAGCGAUCCGACCCUAGAAACCGAGCCCUGCUGCAGAAACGGCAGUUCUUUCACUCCCACCGAGCUCAGCCAAUGGCGAUAGAACAAGUAUUCGCUGAGCGAGACAGUGAAGAUGAAGUUGACGAUGAUGUUGCUGAUCUCGAGGACCGUAGGAUGCUGGACGACUUCGUGGAUGUUUCCAAAGACGAGAAACAGAUGAUGCAUCUAUGGAACUCAUUUGUGAGAAAGCAACGGGUGCUGGCGGAUGGCCAUAUUUCGUGGUCGUGCGAAGCGUUUUCAAAGCUGCAUGGUCAAGACCUUGUUCAGGCUCCAUCACUACUCUGGUGCUGGAGAUUGUUUAUGAUAAAAUUAUGGAAUCAUGGGCUCCUAGACUCGCGGAGCUUAAACAAUUGUAAUGUGAUCCUUGAACAAUACCAGGGUCAGGUUCAGGGUCAAGGUCAAAGUCAAGUUGAAGGUCAAGGUCAAAGUCAAGUUGAAGGUGAAGGCCAAAGUCAAAGUCAAAAUCAAGACAUAGAUCCCAUGAAAAUCGAUAGCUAAAUAUAUUUUCCAUUUUGGGGGUUUUGGUGAUCUUAAAACAUUCUUUUUUUCGUAUAAGGUCAGGUGAUAUAUGUAGUCGUUAACUAUCUCUAGUCGUAUAAUGUAAGAAAACAUAAGAUCUGUUGUUCAUCCCCAUUUGGAGGAUUGGUUUAUUUCUUCAUCAUCAA